Molecule: messenger RNA, 1171 nt
Organism: Daldinia vernicosa
Lineage: Eukaryota; Fungi; Ascomycota; Sordariomycetes; Xylariales; Hypoxylaceae
Exons: 1
Coding region: 50-1045 (331 amino acids)
Biological process (GO): chromatin remodeling
Cellular component (GO): Swr1 complex
Molecular function (GO): nucleosome binding
Source: RefSeq, a predicted model, not a curated record
GGACCUGUAAAGCUCCCAUUUCCUCAAUUACUGUGUAAAAACCGUCAAGAUGAAUAACUUCGGCGUGAUAGAGCUUGCGAGUGCCAAAACUACCAAUGCUCCUGGCUGGGCAUACGUGCCUGAUACAGCCCCUCACUUAGCAGCAGCAGCCGCUGCAUCACUCCAAACAGGGAACAGAAAAAGAGCUGCUCGCAACCAAGUGACCAACACCAGCGCCUUAUACGCCGACGCAGAUGCCCGCCAGGAAGCUAAGCUGCGCAGGGAGAUCGAGGCCCUCGACCGCGAUAAUUACCACCGCGACGUGAGCAUACCCAUCGUAGCGAAGAGCAAUAAUAGUAGCAGCAAGACAGGCGCGAAGAAACAUACCCCCAACGUCCGCAGGAUCCUACAGUCCCAAAAGACUUUCGCAAACCACCUCGACGACUUCGAAGCCCUCCUCGCACAAGAGAAAUCUAAUCCGAGCGCCGCGGCUUCCGCUGCCGCCCCCACAUCUGCAACCGCGACGGCUUCUUCUUCUUCGAUCGCAGGGAAUACGAAAAAGGGCGCAGCAGCAGCAGACAAACACCACCAGCAGAAAAACAGCAAAAAGUCUUCCAGGUCCAACAUAUCCCGCUCAGCAUCAAUUUCCAAAGCCGCACCAGCCGUAAAACAAGAAGAAGACACCCCGAUGUCCGACGCGCCCCAAGACGCCGCCCCAACAAACCCAUCUUCCUCUUCCUCCUCCUCCCUCCUAACGCCAUACUCGCGCCCCGGACACCCCCCCACACACCCCCUCGACAACGACCCGCUGCUCGCCUCCCGCGUGCCCGCGCCGCCCAGCCCAGCCGAGCUGCGGGCGCUGGUCUCCGCGCCGCCGCUGAACUACGCCGAGGCGCGGGGGCGCUGGACGGCCGAGGACGACGGGAGGAGGUAUCCGGCGCGGGUGUUCUGCGAGGUGUGCGGGUAUUGGGGACGGGUGCGGUGCAUGCGGUGCGGGGCGAGGGUGUGCGCGCUCGAGUGUCUGGAGACGCAUCGCGAGGAGUGCGUUUCGCGGUAUGGGCUGUGAUUCUGGGUACGUACCUACCUAUUUGGUGUAGCUUAAUUCGAAUGGGAGAGCCUCGGCUGUGAGUACAGGGAUUGUGAGUGGAAUGGCUUGAGUAGGAAGAAGUCUGACCUGUUGGGAAAUUUGCAA